Molecule: messenger RNA, 1059 nt
Organism: Purpureocillium lilacinum
Lineage: Eukaryota; Fungi; Ascomycota; Sordariomycetes; Hypocreales; Ophiocordycipitaceae
Product: replication factor C (RF-C) subunit
Biological process (GO): DNA repair; DNA-templated DNA replication
Cellular component (GO): DNA replication factor C complex; nucleus; Ctf18 RFC-like complex
Molecular function (GO): ATP hydrolysis activity; DNA binding; DNA clamp loader activity
Source: RefSeq, a predicted model, not a curated record
AUGGCCCUCAUCGUCGACAAGCAUCGGCCGCGGUCGCUCGAGGCCCUGACAUAUCACAAUGAGCUGUCGGAACGGCUCCGGUCGCUCGCUCAAAGCGGCGACUUCCCCCAUCUCCUGGUAUACGGUCCCUCAGGCGCCGGCAAGAAGACGAGGAUUGUCGCUACGCUCAAGGAGCUGUACGGCCCGGGCGUCGAGAAGAUCAAGAUCGAUGCGCGUGUGUUUCAGACGAGCAGCAACCGCAAACUCGAGUUCAACAUUGUCGCCUCCAUCUACCACCUCGAAAUCACCCCGUCCGACGUUGGCAACUACGACAGAGUCGUCGUCCAAGACCUGCUGAAGGAGGUGGCUCAGACGCAGCAGGUUGAUCAGUCGGCCAAGCAGCGGUUCAAGGUGGUGGUCAUCAACGAGGCCGACCACCUCACGCGCGACGCGCAGGCCGCGCUGCGUCGCACCAUGGAGAAGUACUCGCCCAACCUGCGGCUGAUCCUCCUCGCAAACUCGACGUCCAAUAUCAUUGCGCCGAUUCGCUCGAGAACGCUACUGGUACGCGUUGCGGCACCCACGCACGAGGAGAUAUGUGACGUCCUCGCCCAAUCGGCGAAGAAGGAGGGCUGGGAGGUCAUCAAGGGCCUGCACAAACGCAUUGCGGAGGAGAGCGGCCGAAACCUUCGAAGAGCUCUGCUCAUGUACGAAGCCGUUCACGCGCAAAACGAGAAAGUAACAGAAAGCACGCCAAUCCCGCCGGCGGACUGGGAGGCAUUAAUCGGACAGAUCGCCAAGGAAAUCAUGGAAGAGCACACCCCGGCCAGGAUUUUGCAAGUCCGGUCGAAACUCUACGACCUCCUCACGCAUUGCAUUCCACCGACGACGAUUCUCAAGACCCUAACGUUCAAGCUGCUGGCACUCAUCGACGACGGACUCAAGGGAGAGGUGAUUCUGUGGUCCGCCUUUUACGAGCACCGGAUUAAGACGGGCACCAAGGUCAUCUUCCAUCUCGAGGCGUUUGUGGCUAAGUUUAUGCGGAUAUUCGAGAUGUACCUGAUGAGCAUGGACAUGUAA